AUGUCGAGGACCAGCACUCCCCAGCAGGAGCUCCUCGAAGCGGCACCGUCGCGUGUGAGCCGCAUGCGUUGGGCCGGCCUGGGCUUGGCGCUGCUCGUGACGUUCGUGGUGGGCAUCCUUUUCGGCCGUGGGACGAAGCCCAAGCCUAUGGAGCCCAGCGCCGCCGCCCUGCUGGGUGCCCUGGUGCAGAAGUCCGGGGUUGAAGACUUGGAGCAUCACGUGCACAAGGCAUUCCAAAUUUACGACGUGGACAAGAGUGGCCACCUCUCCAUGCAAGAGUUCGGCAAGCUCAUGGAUGAUGCACGCGAGGAACUUGGAAGUGUUAGUAUCUCCCAUGAACAGCUGCAAGCUGUGUUCAACCAGGCGGACCACAACGGUUCGGGCAAAGUCGAGGUGGGUGAGAUGAAAGACCUCCUUGCACCUGCUUUUGCGGAAAUGAAGAGCUAG
This is a messenger RNA of Symbiodinium sp. CCMP2592, 447 nucleotides long. Lineage: Eukaryota; Dinophyceae; Suessiales; Symbiodiniaceae. The record is from the annotation of a GenBank genome assembly.